Messenger RNA from Sabethes cyaneus, 1102 nucleotides. RefSeq names its product tetratricopeptide repeat protein 12-like. Gene Ontology annotation, molecular function: protein binding. NCBI's taxonomy places the organism in Eukaryota, Metazoa, Arthropoda, Insecta, Diptera, Culicidae. The record is from RefSeq and is a predicted model, not a curated record. Bases 257 to 1069 code for a protein of 270 amino acids. The transcript is spliced from 2 exons.
AACCAAACCAAGCGCGUUGUUGUAAAGUACGACGUAAAUGAUGCGACUACCUACAUACUUAGCAACGGUAAACGUUGCUAUCACCCUUCUGGUAUCCAGGUGGAAACAACAACUAGGACUAGCGACUGCCACUCCGAACGACCAACAACAGAUAGACCGUGUUCGUCACUGGAGCGUUGUAGACAUCAAAACCGCGUCGUCCUCCAAAAAAACAAAUCGUUUCGCAAUUAUUAUUCGGUAAUAAAGGGCUGCAACAAUGUGUAGCAAGAAGGAGGAUGAAGAUUUCGAAGCUUCCAUGAGCAAGGUGGAUGAAGUUAUGAAAAUUCUUAACAUGAUGACCAGCGGGGACAAAAAUAAGGAACAGAUGGGACUGGCGUUCGCUGAUCGGUUUUUAGGUGAAGACAAAAAGGAGUUGGAGAAAAUUGAUGAAAGCAACUUCAUAGUUCGUGUCAAUCAGGAGCGCACGGUGAUCAACAAGAAGGAGGAAGAUUCUUUGGAACGGCCGAUUGUGGAUAAAUUUGCAUUUAUGGCUGAAAUUGAGCGCGACGCCGCUAAGCGUGCGGCGGAUCGCAAAGAUAGAGAGCAGACUGCUCAAGGAUUACGACGAGCCGGUAAUCGCGCUUUUCGGGAGGGUAAAUAUGAGAAGGCAAUCAGUAUGUACACGAAGGCGAUAGAUUAUAUUCGGGAUAGUCCAAUUUUGUAUAACAAUCGAGCACUGGCCUACAUCAAAAUUGAUCUGUGCAAGCGUGCGAUAAUAGAUUGUGAUUUUGUGAUUAGUAAGUUGGACGAAAAGAAUCUACGCUCGUGGGUUUACAGGGCUCAGGGUUAUUUUCGAUUGGGCGAGAUGCGUUCGUACGAGAAAAGCAUCAACGAAGCAAAGAAAAAUAAUCCCAAAGAUUUGGACUACAUCGAUCGGAUUGUGCUGGAAAUUGAAGGGAAGGCGGUGGCAGCAAUGGAAGGCAUUGAAUCGGAGGGAGCCGACACAACCGGUGCGGAAGCAGGUGGCGACAGUAGCCAACGACCCUUGCCGAUGGACGAUGUACAAUCAAUUUCGUCUAAUGAUUCUUAGAUUUUAUUUUUACAAAUGCUACAGGUUAUUUCG